CAAACCAUCGUCCAAAGAUUCGUCUCCUUUCCCAUUUGUGAGUGUUUGGGGGAAUACCCUACUCUCUUUUCUCAACUGAUAAAGAUCACUUGUUUUUUCCUCAGAUGAUAAGAUCGUUUCCCGUAGCAUCUUCUCUACUUUACCAACAAGUCUAUAAAGACGAUUAAAGAGAAGUGCAACUUACUGAUUAUACCCGUGCACAUAGAGAGAGACAGCGAGACAGAGAGAGAGAGAAAGGUAAGGCAAUAGUAGGAGGAAUACAUAGAAGCAGCUGGAACACAAAAUAUACGAGUGGAUUGCAGAGUUUUGAAGGAGGAAUACAUAGAAGCAGCUGGAACACAAAGUAUACGAGUGGAUUGCAGAGUUUUGAAGGUCCAUGCAUGGAUUGGUAGGGACUAGGGGGAAGCCAAAUGGGAGGAAGUAAAGAAAUAGCAGUGUUUCUCAUAUUCUUCUUCUACCUUCCUAUUUUCGCAAUCUCUUCCCCUCUUCAGACGGCCUUGCCCUCCUCUUCAGAUUCUUUGCAGGAAAGUCACUUGGGAGAAAAAAUUGUUCCUAGGCAUGGCAGCAAGUUUGGGCAUGCCUCCGGUCAUGCAAAUGGCCAUGGUGGUCAUGCAGAUGGUCAUGGUGAGAAUGGAAAUAAUGGUGGCUCCCAAUCACCUAAUGCACAAGGAGGUACAACUUUUAUCCCGGUAUAUGUAGCAGGUGCCGCCAAUAACCACCAUCAUCACCAUUGCUCUGCCAACUGCACCCGCAACUCCGACUCUGUAGGAGUUUCAAUCUUGGUUGCAGCCAUCUUGGACUCUCUUAUCGCUCAUUUGUAAUACUAAUACAAUAACUUAUGUCGCUUCUAACUUUCUAUUGUAAGCUUACUUCUUAUUAAAUGAUGCUUUGCUGUAAAUAUCGGUUACUCUGCAUUAUGUGUUGAAUUUGGUUAGUUUUUAUGCUUCAUGUGUUCAAAAGUAUGUAGUCAAAGUCUGACGCAUGCAUUAUUUGCAUUGGCGUCGUUUAGAUUAA
Messenger RNA from Alnus glutinosa, 1014 nucleotides. RefSeq lists its product as uncharacterized. Bases 411 to 821 code for a protein of 136 amino acids. Lineage: Eukaryota; Viridiplantae; Streptophyta; Magnoliopsida; Fagales; Betulaceae. The record is from RefSeq and is a predicted model, not a curated record. The transcript has 3 exons.